Molecule: messenger RNA, 1267 nt
Organism: Pseudopipra pipra
Lineage: Eukaryota; Metazoa; Chordata; Aves; Passeriformes; Pipridae
Product: serine/threonine-protein kinase PAK 3-like
Exons: 9
Coding region: 127-1029 (300 amino acids)
Biological process (GO): regulation of MAPK cascade; intracellular signal transduction; regulation of axonogenesis
Cellular component (GO): cytoplasm
Molecular function (GO): protein serine/threonine kinase activity; ATP binding
Source: RefSeq, a predicted model, not a curated record
CCCACACCUGAGAUCCCCUACCUGAGCUCUUCCAGCAGUUCCUGCAGCAGCACCAACGGGCAGCAAAAGACGGUAGAGGAGGACAGCCUAGAGAAACUGAGGAGUAUUGUGAGUGUGGGAGAUCCUAUGAAGAAGUACGUUGAAUGGGAAAUGAUUGCCAGUGGGGCUUUCGGAACGGUCUAUGCAGCGACCGACACUGCCACAGGAGGAGAGGUGGCCAUAAAGCAAGUGUGUCUCCAAAAACAGCUCAAAAAGGAACGACUUGUCGAUGAGCUCAUUGUCAUGAGGGACAACAAGCAUCCAAAUAUUGUUAACUAUUUAGACAGCUACCUGUUUGGAGAUAAACUGUGGAUAGUGAUGGAAUACCUAGACGGAGGCUCCUUAAGCGAUGUUGUUAAGGAAAUAAGCAUGAGUGAAGGAAUGAUGGCAGCUGUCUCUCGAGAGUGCCUGCAAGCACUGGCCUUCCUCCAUUGCCACCAAGUGAUCCACAGGGAUCUCAAAGGCGAUAACAUUCUUCUUGGAAUGGAUGGAUCCGUCAAGUUGGCUGAUUUUGGUCUCGCUGCUCGCAUCACACCUGAGCAGAGCAAACGAAGCUCAGUCGUCGGCACAGUUCACUGGAUGGCCCCCGAAUAUCUAACUAAAGAAGAAUACGGACCCAAAGUGGAUAUUUGGGCACUGGGCAUCACAGUGAUAGAAAUGCUGGAAGGAGAACCUCCUUAUUUUUGGGAGCUUCCUCACAGGGCCCUGCAGCUCAUCAUUUCAAAGGGGAUACCGGAGCUGCAAACCCGCGAGAAACUGUCCCCUGCAUUGCAGGACUUUCUGAACCGCUGCUUGCAGGUAGACGAGGACAGUCGAUGGUCUGCUGAGAAACUUCUGCAGCAUCCAUUUUUACUCUCAGCCUUGCCCCUCUCCGGCCUGACGACUGUGAUCAAUGCAGCAAACCAGCUGAGGGAGGCCAGCAGACAGAGGAAGGGUUUUGGCAUGCCUUCCUCCAGUUCCAUCGAUGGGUGGAACUCAGAACAAAACUGAAGGAGCCUCAUCCCCGGUGUAUACCCUGGGGGAGUUCCACAGAGGAGGGGGCGCUUAGGAGUCGAUUAGGGCACAGGGCAUCACCACCAGCAGGUGGUGAGCAACUGCAUUGUACAUUGCUUGUUUUGCUUGGGUUUCAUCCCUUUCUCCGUUUUACUACUGUUACAAUUAGGAUUUGCAUUAGUAUUACUAUUAGUGUUUGUAUUAGUAUUAGUGUUAGGAUUACUAUUCGUAUUCA